This is a messenger RNA of Anopheles darlingi, 2674 nucleotides long. Its product is annotated as probable ATP-dependent RNA helicase DDX43. NCBI's taxonomy places the organism in Eukaryota, Metazoa, Arthropoda, Insecta, Diptera, Culicidae. Bases 126 to 2282 code for a protein of 718 amino acids. The record is from RefSeq and is a predicted model, not a curated record. Gene Ontology annotation, molecular function: RNA binding; ATP binding; RNA helicase activity. The transcript is spliced from 3 exons.
UUGCUGCGAUUGUGUACCUGGAAUCAGGGAAAAUUGUUCCGGGAUUCGCGUCGUGAUUUUUAUUUGGUUAGCCUUUCCGGUUAUUUGCAAGCGUUCCUUUUGCAUUUUGAGGUGCAGCGAAGACCAUGUGGGACGACGAAUGUUGGGAUGAUGUGACGGACGCACAGCCUGCGCCCAAGAAAGUCACCCCUGCUCCUGUGAGCUCCUACGAGCCACCUCGAUACUCGGAACCGCGAUCUAACCACCGUCAGGAUCGUGAUUCGAGGUAUGGCGGAGAUAGAAGAGCAGGCGGUGGUCGCUCCGGAGGCGGCGGAGGUGGAGGUGCUGGAUCAUAUCGGGGCCGCAACGACGACGCAGGAACCGACAGUGUCACCAUACCUAUUCCGGGCAAUAUGGUGGCAAAGGUGAUCGGAAGAGGCGGCUCCACGGUCCGGCAGAUGCGUGAAGAAAGCGGAGCAAGGAUCGAUGUUGAUAAUGCCGACGGUCAGGGUACGGUACGAAUAUCCGGAGGAGCACGUGAGGUGGAAGCGGCCCGAAAGGCGCUCGACGAUUUGCUAAACUCAUCCAGCUACGGAUCAGAAAGCGGUGGACAGCGGCACGGCCAGGGUGGAAACUCGCGUUAUCGUGACUCUCACCGAUCCGAUUCUUCGCGAGGCGGUUGGUCGCAACCGAGCCGAGAGUACGAGCGAUCGUCCUCGUCGUCGUAUUCAAGACACGGCACAACGUACAGUAACGACACGGAGGACGACGACAAGUUCGAGAUUAUCGACUGGAACGCGCUGAACAAAGCGUCCGACGAGGCAUCGCGUGAACGAUGGGCCAAGUGUCCGCCGCUGACGAAGGUGUUCUAUCAGGAGCUGGAAGAGGUUGCUAGUAUGGCACCGGCCGAGGUGGCUGCCUUUCGCGCACAAAACAACAACAUCGUUGUCGAUCGGACGUUUAAGAACGAGAACGGUGAAAACGGACGACCGAUACCGAAUCCGGUGCAAACCUUUGCUCAGGCGUUUGGUAACUAUCCGGAUUUGAUGGAGGAGCUGCGCAAGCAAGGCUUCACCAAACCGUCGCCGAUUCAAUCGCAAGGCUGGCCUGUACUGUUGCUGGGUGAAGAUAUGAUUGGUAUUGCGCAGACAGGUACCGGAAAGACACUGGCCUUCCUGCUGCCUGCCUUUAUUCACAUCGAAGGACAAUCGACACCGCGCUCGGAGCGCGGCGGACCCAAUGUGCUCGUACUGGCACCGACACGUGAGCUGGCACUGCAAAUCGAAAAGGAGGUCAGCAAGUACCAGUUUCGCGACAUUAAAGCCGUCUGUCUGUACGGUGGCGGCGAUAGGCGUGCGCAGAUGAACGUUGUGCGAUCCGGAGUCGAGAUCAUUAUAGCGACACCGGGCCGACUGAACGAUCUCGUGCAAGAGGGCGUGGUGAACGUAUCCAGCAUCACGUACCUGGUACUGGAUGAAGCCGAUCGCAUGCUGGACAUGGGCUUCGAGCCACAGAUUCGCAAGGUGCUGCUCGAUAUCCGACCCGAUCGACAGACGGUCAUGACGAGUGCAACGUGGCCCGAUGGAGUGCGCCGACUAGCGCAAAGCUACAUGCACGAUCCGAUACAGGUGUACGUCGGAACGCUCGAUCUGGCUGCCGUACACACUGUCACCCAGCACAUCGAAUGUCUUGACGAGGAGGAUAAGUACCAUCGAAUCAUGAAGUUCGUGAAGCAGAUGGAACCGAAGGACAAGGUGAUCAUAUUCUGCGGCAAAAAGACCCGUGCCGACGAUCUGUCUUCCGAGUUCGUGCUGAACGAUAUUGGCUGCCAGUCGAUACACGGUAAUCGCGAGCAGGCGGACCGGGAGCAGGCACUGGAAGAUAUCAAGAAGGGAACGGUACGGAUCUUGAUAGCGACCGAUGUUGCCUCCCGAGGGCUUGACAUAGAGGAUAUCACACACGUCGUAAAUUACGAUUUCCCGCGCAACAUCGAAGAGUAUGUCCAUCGAGUGGGACGUACGGGACGCGCUGGCCGUACCGGUACGUCGCUCAGCUUCGUUACUCGCUCCGAUUGGGCUGUGGCCGCCGAGUUAAUCAAGAUUCUGGAGGAAGCCCAGCAGGAGGUACCGGACGAGAUUCGCGACAUGGCGGCCCGGUUUGCGGCGAAGAAGGAGCGCAAUGAUCGUGAUCGCCGAGGUGGUGGUGGCGGUGGUGGGCGAUUCGGGGGUGGUGGUGGUGGCGGCGGCGGCGGGCGAUUCGGGGGUGGUGGUGGUGGCGGCGGUGGUAACAACCGGCGUUGGUAAUUUCAUUGCUUCCAUUCCUUUUUUACUUUUUCUCUCUAUUGACAUCCUUCGUAUUUGAUCAACAAUUUCCAAACCCGAAUCUUAUUCCAAACGUAGUUACCAAACAUGUAUUUUGCCACGAUGGUAGCAUACGGAGGAGAACUGCUGUGAGUAGGGUUAGAUUAGGAUUGGUAGCUCGGCUACUUGGAUUCCAGAAGUAGCACUGUUGCGUUAUGCGAUGAACUGAUGAAACGAAAAGUGCCUUGGUUGUGAACUGUUCUGGAAAGGAGGCUCUGUUGAAAACGGCAAACGAUGCGUUUAACGAAAGGCUGUUCGUUUCUAAUUGAAUUUUGCCCACCAAAUAAGCAAGUUAAUUUUGUGUAAUCGUAAGUAGAAUCGACGUAAGUAAAUAA